Messenger RNA from Alternaria alternata, 2523 nucleotides. RefSeq names its product HET-domain-containing protein. The transcript has a single exon. The record is from RefSeq and is a predicted model, not a curated record. Bases 145 to 2442 code for a protein of 765 amino acids. NCBI's taxonomy places the organism in Eukaryota, Fungi, Ascomycota, Dothideomycetes, Pleosporales, Pleosporaceae.
CUGUGCUAGCGCGCCUUCUCCGCUGUGAUGCCUCAUGUUGUGUUGGCCCCACUUCUCCUCUAAGCUCAGCCGCCCACAGUUAUUAAGCGGUCAAAACAAUGGCUUCCCCGCUGCUGAAUUCGUAUCGAUCUUUGCUCCAUCAUCAUGGAGUCUGAUGCUGCUCUGGCCGCGGCGUCCAAGCCAUCACUGAUCGUUAAGCUUCGCCACCAGCCUCUAUGUGCACAAUGCACUGACAUGCUCCCGCGAUGGUGCAAACCACUUGAACAGCAUUACCGGCGUGGGAAUCCUCCAGCCCGCUGGAACUGGACUAUUGAUGAACUUACUCAAAGCUCUCUGAGAUGUCAUUGCUGCCGGUUCCUAGCCCAGGUUCUAGAAGCAAGCCCAUGGAUCCAACGCGAGGAUUGUAAAAUGGUUGUUGUCGAAACCUGCACCGUUGGAUCUCAGCACAUGGCAAAGACUCCCGACCACUCGGUAUACAAGACUUAUUACAGACCAAUGCUUCGUUUGAAUCGCAGGCCACAAAGUGACUACUGCUUCAUACUUCCAGUUUCGGAAGUUCACGAUGCUACUUCAGAAGAACUCGAUUCAUCCAUGUUCUGUAGCAGGCCUGUCAACGCCAUGGUCGACAUGUCGCUAGUCGCAAGCUGGCACAAGAUCUGUAUGUCGAGACAUGAAGACUCAGCAGACGGCCACGGUUGCUGUCCAAAAACACACGAAUUUCUUCCAGACUUCCGAGUUAUUGACGUCCAACAACGUUGCGUUGUAAGGACAAGUGGCAAGGUCGACUACGCGGCACUCAGUUAUGUCUGGGGAAACGCGAAGCGUCUUGUGCUAUCCAAAGACAACGAAGCUUGGCUUACUACACCCGGCGCAUUGGCACAAACCAAAGAGAACGUUCCUAAAACCUUUAGGGAUGCACUAGAAGUUGCUGCAGCUCUAGGGAUUGGGAACCUGUGGGUGGACGCAUUAUGCAUCGACCAAAGCGACUCUGGACAAGUCGAAAACCACAUGGACGCAAUGGACAAAAUCUAUGGAUCUGCUGUUCUCACCAUAGUGGCUACUGGUGAACAUGCUGACUUGGGUCUUCCGGGCAUCAGCCUUCCUCGUGGGCCUCCUCAGGCGGUCUUCGAAUAUAAUGGAACUCGCUAUUUGAGUUCUAAACCGACCUUUGGUUUUGCCUUAAGAGAUUGCCCGUGGGAGAAGCGCGCUUGGUGUCUACAAGAGAAGCUGUUCUCUGCCCGACUUCUGAUUUUCACCGACUCACAGGCUUUCUAUCACUGUGGUGCUGCAACAUGGUUCGAGGAUACGAUUAUGGAAACACCGGAAAGUAACCCUGGCACUGUACAUAAUAGAGAGAGAACAACUCUCGAGAAGAAACGCCGAAUGGUCGAUUUCCUAGGGCGCACAGCGUACGACGCGUACAACACUCGCAACACUGCCUUCAAAGACAGGAACCUCUGGUCGCUGGUUCAAAGUUACAGUCGGCGGGAGAUGACCUUCGAGGCCGAUGUAAUACGCGCUUUUGGGGGAAUCCUGCGAUCUGUAGAAGCACAGCAUGGUCGUGCUAUAUGGGGUAUUCCUCAAUACCACUUUUUGAGAGGUCUAUCAUGGUAUCACAGCGUGCAUCGGAUGAAUUCACGCCGAGAGGGAUUUCCUAGCUGGAGCUGGGUGGGAUGGCACACCAGCGAUAAUCAUCUGUUGUUUGCGAACUGUAAAAGGAAGGAUAGCGAUAUCGGAGUCAUGGAUGGUCGAUACCGUAUUGCUCAAGACAACCACGAUGGACGUUCUGUAUGGGACCUCGCCUGGUACUAUUACACGACUGAAGAAGAUGAUGUCCAGUUGCACUUAAGGACUGUGCAGCUCGAACCUCAGGAUCGUAGCGCGGACCCACAGAGUGUUCAUCCUAUAUUUGCGGCGGCAUCACCCGCAAAGACUGAAAUCUCAGUUGAAGCCAACAUAGAUUACGACCAUUUGAAUGAAUGGAGUUUACCUGGUCAUCCGAGGAGCGUGGAAUAUACUCACAAACCAGUGCCACCUCUUGCGUCCAAGCUGGACAUGCCUCCAAUUUCACACAUCCUACGAUUCUACACUAGCGUUGCCACAGUUCUAGUUCAUCCCAGCCCGAUCCCUAAUCCUUGGAACGAGAGGAUAUCUCGUCUCCUUAUACCCGGCACCGACAUUGAGCUUGCCACAGUCAAUAUAGACUCACUCUGGUCUGGCAUCGGUAACGAACAUAGUCUUGUCUAUAUAUCGAGGUACUGCCCCACGUAUUACGCAUAUCUAAACCAGGAUGACAAAACUUUUGAGAGACUUCACCUGCUCUUGGUUGAGAGCGUGCCGGAAUGGGGUGAAGUGAAGAGGAGGGUGCAGCUGGUACAAAACGUCAGUAUCUUGGACUGGAGGAAGGCCAAUCCAAGAUGGGAGUUGGUCAGUUUAGCAUGAUAUAAUCGGGUUCCAAAAGCGACUGAUGGCAUAUCAUUGUCUUCUUACUUCCAUAUCGAUUGUCACCACCCCUUAUGCGCA